AUGAAUUAUCCACCGUCCUCCUCAUGGAUGUUGUACUUCACACCUGCAGAAAGCAUUUUCAUAACAACUUUGAGUUAUGAAAGGUAUACAUUCAAGUAUUUCUUUGACAAAAGUUCAGCUAAAGCUCUUGGUGGAGAGGAAAAUCGCAGUAAAUCUCAAAUUUAUGCAAAAUUUGACUGGAGAGAUGCCUUCAAUCUGGAAAGUCAGUUGACAGAAGAGGAGAUCAUUGUCAGAGAUCAGAUCAGAGCAUAUUGUCAAGAGAAGCUAAUGCCCAGGAUCUUACUGGCCAACAGAAAUGAAGUUUUUGAUCCAGAGAUAGUUCCUGAGAUGGGUGAGUUGGGUGUGUUAGGUCCCACUAUCAGCGGGUAUGGAUGUGCAGGUGUGUCCUCUGUAGCUUAUGGGCUCAUCACAAGAGAGGUAGAAAGAGUGGACAGUAGUUAUAGGUCUGCCAUGAGCGUACAAUCUUCUCUAGUGAUGCAUCCGAUCAAUACUUAUGGAACAGAUGCUCAGAAAGAAAAGUACCUACCAAAGUUAGCCCGUGGAGAACUGAUAGGCUGUUUUGGAUUAACAGAGCCUAACCAUGGUAGUGAUCCAUCUUCCAUGGAAACCAAAGCAAGAUAUAAUCCUUCCAGUAAAACUUACACACUAAAUGGUGCAAAAUCCUGGAUCACAAACUCACCCAUAGCGGAUGUUUUUGUGGUGUGGGGUAAAAGUGAAGCCCAUGACCACAAAAUUAAGGGCUUUAUAUUGGAGAAGGGAAUGGCUGGUUUGUCUACACCAAAGAUUGAGGGAAAGUUUUCUUUGAGGGCUAGUAUCACAGGGCAGAUAGUCAUGGAGGAUGUAGAAGUGCCCGAAGACAAUUUGUUACCUGGAGUCUCCGGUUUAGCUGGCCCAUUUGGAUGUUUGAAUAAUGCUCGAUAUGGCAUUGCCUGGGGUACUCUUGGAGCUGCCGAAUUUUGUUUGGAACAGGCAAGACAGUACACUCUGGAUCGAAAACAAUUCAACCGUCCUUUGGCCAACAACCAGCUUAUGCAAAAGAAAAUGGCAGACAUGCUGACUGAAAUUUCUCUAGGCCUUCAGUCCUGUAUUCAGGUUGGCCGUUUAAAAGAUGAAGGAAGAGCAUCUCCAGAAAUGAUAUCAAUGAUCAAGCGUAACUCUUGUGGCAAAUCCUUGGACAUUGCUCGAGUGGCCAGGGACAUGUUAGGAGGGAAUGGAAUAUCUGAUGAGUACCAUAUCAUCCGACAUGUCAUGAAUUUAGAAGCUGUCAACACAUAUGAAGGUACACAUGAUAUCCACGCCUUGAUAUUGGGACGGGCCAUUACCGGACUGCAGGCAUUUACAGGAUAGAGGCUUGUAACACGGAAGUCAGCUAUGAAAGGAUGACAAGCGUGGUCAAUAGAACUCUAAAGAAACUGAACUUUUUUUUGUCUCUUGUCUGACUUACCAGGUUUCUGAAAACAUUCAGCAGGAAGUGAACAAAAAAAAACAGUAAAUGUAAAUAUGUUGUCUAGUCAAGUAGAGCUGUCAGACAUCUAGAGGUGAAAAAAGCACAGAAGAGUAAACCUUUUGAGUUAGAGGUCUGUUUAUGUGAUGUUAAAAAAGGCAGUGAAAUUAAGCCCAUGGAACAUUUUAUUGUGGGGUUUUGGAAGAUUUUGAGAUGAUUUCUGUUUCAGUUUUUCUAUUUCUCACAUAUUUAUCAGUUGAACUCUAAAUAAUAACUUUUGGAGUGUGAGUGUACAGCUGAUCAAGUAAUGAGGUUUAUAUUUGUAUGUAUAUGUAUUGCUCAUAAAGUAUUGCUUGUUUUCUGGCAGAAUAAGUGGCAUCAAACAGGGAAAAAUCAUUCUUCUUCCUUCUAAAUGACAGUGUUAAAUACUGAUAGUGGUAUUUUAAAUACUGAUGGUGGUAUUUUGUAUUCAUUUACCCCACCCACCCCAAGCAGGUUAGUUACAUUUAUCCCAAUGCAUUUUUUUUAGAUGUACACUAGUUAAGUGGUAGUUACCUAUUUAAACCAUGCUCAUUAUUUGACAGAGACAAGAAAACCAAAAUGUACAUGAAGUUGUAAGUUGUGACAUUGUAUUUCACAAAUGUACCUACGUGUAUUAUGUGUGAAUGUCAAAAAUUGGCAGAUCUAUUUUCAACUAGGAAGACUACUCUAGGAUACUAUCUCUUAUAAACUAAGCCAUAAUCUGCCUUUAGUGUUCGGCUGAUGCAUUUGUAGCUCUCAGUGUGAACAUUUAGUGGUUGGUAAUCGUUUUCAAAUUUUUCUUCCCUGGCAGUUAAGUAACUUUCCCCGUUCAGAUCUUACCAUGUUAUGAUAGAUUGACAUUCAAGGUGUACUUAAGGGAAAUACAUGUAUAUCUUGAACGUUUGUUAAGAAAUUUAUUGUAUUCCACAGUACCACUGGAUUGUACGUGUAUUUCUUUUUUUAAAAGAAAACUGUUUUCAGUUUUCAGUUAUGUUAAAAUGUUUGUCCAAACUGCAGAUAGUUGAGGGGUUUCCCCAUGGCACUGCCUAGUUUCCUCCCAUCAUAAUGCUGGCCGCUGUUGUAUAAGUGACAUACUCUUGAGUUUGACGUAAAAGACAAGUCAAAAAGAAAAAAUAUGUAAAUAUAUAUAUUAUUAUCAUCCCAUUUUAGUGAACGCUAUUAUGGACAUCUGCGUUUUCUACAGUAAUAUGACGAUAAAUAUUUGCAUCACUACGAGGGUAGCACAGCUUAUAAAUUUAGUCACAAAUAAUAUGCUUGUACAGGACUUAAAUUUCCAGAAACAGGUUUAUAUGUUGUUGCUAAUACUCAUAUAUAAUUAGCCUUCCUCUUUGGUAUUGAAGGAGGAAAGUGUAUAAUGUCAUCUUUACAUCCAUCAGGUUUCAACUGAAUACACCGUGCUUUACUGUCACAGCUAUAGUGAAUUUGGGCUUACUUGAGUGCGUCUGAGACAGCAAUAUAACAAAUGAAAUUUGUUAUACUAUACAUUUGAUACAAAAAUUAUACAGUAUUAAAUGUCAGAUCCUUUGUACAUGUAUUAUAUAUCAUAUGGCAUGAUAAAUACUGUGAUGGCAGAUGUCAUGCUUUAAUGAGAUGAACUUUGUGGUCAUAUUUUUGUGGAAAACAAAUGUGUGAAAUGGAGGGGGACAUUUUACCAGAUGAAAUAACCUACAUGAAGUAUGCACAUAAAUACAUCCAUAGCCAAGUAUAUCUUGCCCUUGAUUUAUUUGCAUGGGUUUACAAAUACAACUCCCCUUGUAACUGCUGUAACCAUGCAGUAGUAAAUAUUCUUGUGGCACAUGUAUUACCUGUAAAUUCUUCUCAUGUAGAGUACCUGGUAUCUUAAUAAAACAUGAUGUCAAGAUACAUUUAGUUAAUGAAUUGAAUGGGUUUGCGGUCAACUACAUUUUAUGUUGCAUUGGAACCAGUAAUGUAUCAUAUUGAGGGUGGUGCAUCAUACAGCUACUGAUGUAGCUUUAACCAACAUAUUUUGAAAAUGUGCUAGGUUUGACUUAAAUAUGUUGUAUUUUGGUUAAGCACCUGCUAUUAAUCUGGCUGCAUUUACAUACAGUACAAACUUAUAACUUGAUCUAUAAUUUAUGCAGCCAAAAUUUAUCUAAGUGUUCUGAUCUUGUUUUCUAUAAAAAUAAAAGUGAAAAGAGUGAGCUA
Molecule: messenger RNA, 3652 nt
Organism: Liolophura sinensis
Lineage: Eukaryota; Metazoa; Mollusca; Polyplacophora; Chitonida; Chitonidae
Product: glutaryl-CoA dehydrogenase, mitochondrial-like
Exons: 11
Coding region: 1-1347 (448 amino acids)
Biological process (GO): fatty-acyl-CoA biosynthetic process; fatty acid beta-oxidation using acyl-CoA dehydrogenase
Cellular component (GO): mitochondrial inner membrane
Molecular function (GO): flavin adenine dinucleotide binding; fatty-acyl-CoA binding; glutaryl-CoA dehydrogenase activity
Source: RefSeq, a predicted model, not a curated record